UUCGACUGGUGGCAACACUAUUUCCGUUCGGGCGGCCGUACCUCCCCCGCCCGGUAGCAGCAGUUGCCCGCUAGCGGCAGGAGUGGCGAGGUGCGUGCGAGUGUAAAAGUUUGCGACAAAAACAAUAUCAUCUAUCGUCGCCGCGUGUAUUUGUAACGGUUAACAAUGGGUCGACCAAAAACUAUUUCUAAGACUACAGAAGAAAGAAAAAAACGCAAAAGAGAAUUAGAACGAAGGAGAUAUCAAAAAAUUAAAGAAGAUCCAGUGUUAUAUGCUGAAUAUCAGCUUAAAAAUAAAACUAAAUAUGAGAAAAGGAAAGCUCAGAAGAAGGUGAUUUCAAUCAAAGAUAUGACUCCCAGAGCGCGUAGAGUGCAAAGAAAAAAAUGGCGUGAGGCCUUCAAUGCCUUUUAUAAAAGAAAGAAGGAUGCAAAAACUGCGGAUAGAUUUAUAGAGACACAUAGCCCUUCAUAUAUUGAUGCUGAACAGAUUGAGCAACAACGUACGAAUGUAUCAACUAGAAACUCUCCAUCUCCUUCAAUUCUUACCUCUUUUCUCGAAUCUCCCUCCAUUUUAUCAAUAGUUACAGAUAAUAAAGAAAACACUAAUCCCAAUCCAAGAAUCACAAGAUCGCAAAUAAGUCCACGUUCUGCCUGUAGGUCACUCUCAUACGUCUCAGAAACGUCUCCAAUUUCCAGCAGAGGAAAUUCACCUUCUCAAGUAGUCAGAAAAUUAAGGUAUAAAAAGGAUAAAGAAAUUAAAGCACUUACAAGACAAUUGGAAGGAAUUAAGAAAGUAAAUGAAGCUUAUCGCAAGAAAUUGAAAAGACUAACAGAAGAGAAAAUAGAAAGUAAUAUGGAUACAUUGAAUGACAAAUUGCUGCUGUCUUAUACAGCUCUGAAAACCCACAAAGCUAAGCAAGAAUUUUCAAGUAAUCUACAAGUAAAUAUUAAAACUACAUUAAAAGACAAAAGGAGAUUAGGAAAACUAUCAAACAUUUUUAGACGAAGAAUAAAAGAACAAAAAUGUUUAAAAUUGAAGAAAUUACGAGAGGACAUUAAAAAAUUUCUAGAGGAAGAUGAGAAUAGUUCUGUAACUGCUGGGAAAAAGGAGACAGUGAAGAAAACUGGAGUUAUUAGACAAAGACAGGGUAAUAAGAUCAACACACAGUGA
Molecule: messenger RNA, 1170 nt
Organism: Amyelois transitella
Lineage: Eukaryota; Metazoa; Arthropoda; Insecta; Lepidoptera; Pyralidae
Exons: 3
Coding region: 166-1170 (334 amino acids)
Source: RefSeq, a predicted model, not a curated record